Messenger RNA from Engraulis encrasicolus (European anchovy), 583 nucleotides. RefSeq names its product cytochrome c oxidase subunit 8B, mitochondrial. Gene Ontology annotation, cellular component: mitochondrion. Gene Ontology annotation, biological process: mitochondrial electron transport, cytochrome c to oxygen. NCBI's taxonomy places the organism in Eukaryota, Metazoa, Chordata, Actinopteri, Clupeiformes, Engraulidae. Bases 56 to 271 code for a protein of 71 amino acids. The record is from RefSeq and is a predicted model, not a curated record. The transcript has 2 exons.
CCGGACUGGCAACUUCCACAACACAUUUGAAGACGUCGCUGUCGGCUACACGAAAAUGUCGGCGAUUAUAAGAGGACUUUGCAGGGUUCGUUCUGCGCCUGCUUUGCGCGAUGUAACCAUGACUCAAAGAGCAAAUCUUUCCAACCAUCCAGCGAAAGAGCCCCUGGGCCCUGCGGAGACUGUGGUUGGCCUGGUGAUGUUCUCCCUGGCUAUCCUGGGACCCUCCGGAUGGAUCCUGGCUAACCUGGAGAGCUACAAGAAGAAGGACUAAUGGACUAAUGGGAGACCCUCGGCGCGCAACGCUGAUCUGAUCACAUCCAGCGGAUGCGCACCACGUUUAUUUAACUUUCUUUAUUUUACAGCCUCUUUCGGGACCACCAAACCCAUCAACCUCUGCUGUCAUUGUGGAUCAAUUUGGACUAUAUCUACCUCCACCUUCAAACAGUUUACAAACGUCACUCCAGUCUUCAAAACAGUGAAGAAAAAUUCCAGCAAAAUGACUUUUAUUGCAAUUUUAUCAGUUUUAGUUCCUCCUCUAGGGGAGCCUGUUACAGUACCAAUAAAACUGUAUUGAAACAUUUAA